AUGGGUUCCUACUCUCCCACCGCCGAAUACUACGACGCCAUCGUCGUCGGCGCCGGCUUCGGCGGCUGCAACCUCCUCCACCAGCUCCGCAAACUCCACUUCCAUACGCGGGUCUUCGAAGAGGGCGCCGGCCUCGGCGGGGUAUGGUACCAUAACCGGUACCCCGGCGCACGCGUCGACACCAAGACCCCCUUCUACGAAUUCUCGGACCCCGAGCUCUACAACGAGUGGGAGUGGUCCGAGCGGUACCCGGGCCAGGCGGAGAUCCUGCGAUACUUCGCCUUUGUGGAUCAGAAGUGGGAUCUCAGCCGGGACAUCGAGUUCGGGACGCGGGUGACCGAUGCGCGGUGGGAUGAUGCCACCCAGGUUUGGCGGGUGCAGACAAAUCAGGGCCACUGCGUGGAGUGCCAGUUCUUGAUCUUGUCGAUGGGGUUCGCGGCUAAGAAGUAUAUCCCCGUGUUGGACGGGUUGGAGGAUUUUCGGGGGUUCAUGUGUCAUACGGCGGAUUGGCCGGACCAGGAGGUGGAUCUGCAGGGGAAGAGAGUCGCGGUGAUGGGGACGGGGGCGACAGGCGUGCAGGUGAUUCAGGAGUUAGGGCCUAAAGUUGGGGAGUUGGUUGUCUUGCAGCGCUCGCCGAACUGUGCGUUGCCGAUGCGGCAGCAGCAGCAGCAGCAGCUACAGUCCAGUCCCCAGCUGAGCAUGGGGAAGAAAGGGACGACGGAUAAGACCUCCUACCCUAAGCUGUUCGCGAACAUGCGCCUCUCCCUCACGGGGUCGGACGAUCCCCCGACCCCCCGCAACGCCGCGGACGACAACCCUGCGCAGCGGCUGGAGCUGUACGAGCGCCUCUGGGCCAAGGGGGGCUUCGCGCCCGCCCAUGGCAACUACCAGGACAUGAUGACCAGCCUGGACGCCAACACCUUCUUCUACGACUUCUGGCGCGACAAGACCCGCGCGCGACUGACGUGCGCCCAAGAGCUGGUGGAGCACCUUGCCCCCACGCACCCUCCUUUCGCCUUUGGCACAAAACGCCCCUCCCUCGAGCAGCGCUUCUACGAGGUCUUCAACCAGGACAACGUCACCCUCGUCCCUUUGAAACAGAACCCAAUUGCAAGGGUAAUUCCUACAGGGAUCCAACUCGCCGACGGCACGACCAUCGCCCUCGACGCUUUGGUUCUAGCCACGGGCUUCGACGCCGUCACCGGCGGCUUCACCCGGCUCAGGAUUUCUGGAAUUGAUACUGCCCAAGACCUGGCGGCGGAGUGGCGCAUCCGCACGCGCACGCAUCUCGGAAUGGUGACGGCUGGCUUCCCCAAUCUCUUUUUCCAGUACGGGCCGCAGAGUCCCACGGCGUUUGCGAACGGGCCCCUGAUCUCGGAGAUUCAGGCGGAGUGGAUUCUGGCGACGAUGGUGUAUAUGCGGGAGCGUGGGUAUGUGACGGUGGAUGUGAAGCCGGAGAUGGAGGAGCGGUGGGGUAGGGUCACGGAGGUGGCGUGUGCACGUACCCUCAUGGGGAGUAAUGAGACAACGUGGUAUAUGGGGGGUAAUGUGCCGGGGAAGAAGCGGGAGGCGCUGGGGUAUAUGGGAGGGUUGCCCAAGUAUCAGCAGUAUUUGAGGGAGUGUAUUGAGGGGGGAUGGGAGGGGUUUGGAUUGCGGUGA
Aspergillus japonicus CBS 114.51 is the source of this 1659-nucleotide messenger RNA. Its product is annotated as flavin-containing monooxygenase. Gene Ontology annotation, molecular function: oxidoreductase activity. Lineage: Eukaryota; Fungi; Ascomycota; Eurotiomycetes; Eurotiales; Aspergillaceae. The coding region runs from base 1 to 1659 and encodes 552 amino acids. The transcript has a single exon. The record is from RefSeq and is a predicted model, not a curated record.